Schistocerca cancellata (South American locust) is the source of this 7468-nucleotide messenger RNA. RefSeq names its product probable nuclear hormone receptor HR3 (gene Hr3). Gene Ontology annotation, cellular component: nucleus. Lineage: Eukaryota; Metazoa; Arthropoda; Insecta; Orthoptera; Acrididae. The record is from RefSeq and is a predicted model, not a curated record. The transcript is spliced from 11 exons. Gene Ontology annotation, molecular function: RNA polymerase II cis-regulatory region sequence-specific DNA binding; zinc ion binding; nuclear receptor activity. Gene Ontology annotation, biological process: regulation of transcription by RNA polymerase II. The coding region runs from base 72 to 1685 and encodes 537 amino acids.
CGCCAGCCCACGAUGGCGACGCGGAGCCCGCCGGCAGCGCCAGCGCCGGCGCCGCCUCCUCCAGCGCCCUCAUGACAGCGCAAAUCGAGAUCAUCCCGUGCAAGGUGUGCGGAGACAAGAGCAGCGGCGUGCACUAUGGGGUGAUCACGUGCGAAGGCUGCAAGGGCUUCUUUCGGCGGUCGCAGAGCUCCGUCGUCAACUACCAGUGCCCCCGCAACAAGAACUGCGUCGUCGACCGCGUCAACCGCAACCGCUGCCAGUACUGCCGCCUCCAGAAAUGUCUUCGCCUUGGCAUGUCCAGGGAUGCGGUGAAAUUUGGGCGCAUGUCGAAGAAGCAGCGCGAGAAGGUGGAGGACGAGGUGCGCUUCCACCGCGCGCAGCUGCGUGCGCAGACGGAGACGGCACCAGACAGCUCUGUCUUUGACCAGCAGACGCCUUCCUCUUCCGACCAGCUGCAGUCUGCCUACAAUGGCAGUUAUUCAUAUAACAAUGAUCUGAGCAGCUACACACCUGCAGCAAGCUACACCUAUACGCCAGCACCAGUACAAGCAAUGACAUACGAUAUUAGUGCAGACUAUGUUGACAGCACGACCGCAUAUGAUCCUCGCCCAGGCACACAAAGUCUUGAGCUAGCAACUGAUAGUGGGAUUGUGGCUAGUGUUAGCACAGCAGGAGGGAAGACGCCGAUAGGGUCCGGGGCUGGCGCCGGUGGAGCCGGCACGCCCCAUGCAGCGCUGCGGGUGGGCAGCGGCGGGGGUUUGGUGGCGGUCAAGCAAGAGGCUGCACCUGUUGCAGCUGCCUCUGUCGAAAACUUGGUGGCGGGCUUUGUAGAUAGCACAACGUUCCUGACAGCCUCCUCCUCCUCGUCACCUGGCGGCGGUGCCCACGAGCACCAUGUGCACCAGGAGCCCACAACCGUCCACCCCAAUCCUGCCCAGAUCUCAGAGUUGCUAAGCAAGACGAUAGCAGAUGCACAUGCGAGAACAUGUUUAUACACUAUAGAACAUAUCCAUGAAAUGUUCCGAAAGCCACAGGAUAUGUCAAAAAUAAUGUAUUACAAAAACAUGGCACAUGAGGAACUGUGGCUAGAGUGUGCUCAGAAAUUAACAACAGUUAUUCAGCAAAUCAUUGAAUUUGCAAAAAUGGUGCCUGGUUUUAUGAAACUCUCACAGGAUGAUCAAAUUGUGCUUCUUAAAGCAGGUAGUUUUGAGCUUGCUGUGUUACGGAUGAGUCGAUAUUAUGAUCUAAGUCAAAAUAGUGUACUCUAUUCUGACACAAUGCUGCCACAAGAUGCCUUCUAUACUAAUGAGACUGCUGAAAUGAAGCUGGUGACAUGUGUGUUUGAAUUUGCAAAAAGUGUAGCUGAACUGAAGUUAACAGAAACAGAACUGGCAUUAUAUUCAGCAUGCAUUCUGCUUUCAACAGAUCGCCCAGGCCUUAAAGGUUUGGCUGAAAUCAGCCGACUGAGUCAAGCAGUGUUGAGAGCACUGCGCUUAGAGUUGGAUCGGAAUCAUGCUGUGCCCAUCAAGGGAGAUGUCACUGUCUGUGAUGCUAUGCUCGCCAAGAUAGCCACACUCAGGGAAUUAAGCAUGUUGCAUAUGGAUGCACUCGCCAAAUUCAAGAGAUCUACACCACAUCUUGAGUUUCCAGCUUUACAUAAGGAACUCUUUUCUGUUGACAGCUGAGUUCACUGCAGCAGAAGCUCAGCUAAGGUAACCUUCCAGACCCUUUUUCAUCACCUGCAGCUGUCAGCAGCUAUGGAGAAGCAGUCUUUCCACUCCCGUUAUUGUCACGGGGACCCUCUUGUUAUUUACAAUGAGUUCAACUGAUGAAUAAAAGACAUCAUUUUCUGUGGGGAGUAUGUUACUGCAGUGAUUCUUUUGCAACAAAGGAGACUUUCUGAGUGUUCAAAAAUAGGUGAAUGGCAUUGAAAUGUCACAUUUAUUUUUAAAAUUAUGGCUCAAGGGUGAGUGUUUUGUGUUAUUUGCUGUGUUGGUCCAGACAUGCUUAAUGAGCAAUGAUGUGGAAUAUAAGGAUGUUAGAGUUUUGCUUAAAACAGACUUUUAAUAUGUGGAAUUGCAAUGCUGAAAGGAUUUCUUUACACAGAACUUGAGACAUUUAGGUCCACUCCUUUUUUUCAAUUUCUGUGUUUAUUUUCACAUAGCAUGUAUGCCAAAAUGCUUUGCAGUGGUUAUGUACAGUGACUAGUUGAUGAUCAAGAUGUGUUUGGUUUUUUUAUAUCUUUCUAGAAAACAGGAAGUUUGUGUACCACUCACAAAGACAUAAAAAGAUCAAAAUUUUUGAAUUUUUUAUUGGACUUACAAUGUAGUACAUGAACUGUAGCUAUGUCUCUUUUAUUUUAAAGAAAUUUAUUCUUAGCUUUUACUAUCUGAAUUUGUAUUGUUACAGCAUACUAAAAGUGUGGAAAUAUUAAAAUACUGAUAUUAAUAUAAUGUGGUAAUAUGUAUAUACAUAUAUCUAUAUAUAUCUCUCUCUCUAUAGCAGCAUAUGUAAAAAGAUUCUGUAAUUUGGGUAUUAUGUUACAUACAAGGACAGAAACACAACAGGUAAUGAUGAGCAUUAACACUGAUACAAAGUUAGAUAAAGAUGAGGGGAAAAUGCAUAUGCUAUGGUUAAGGGAAAAUAUUGCCUUAUUAAUAAUUACAAUAUACUUAAAUAAAGAUAGUUUGUACUGUUCAUUAGUGUUAUGCACAGAUUUUGUAAAAAAAAUGAGAUUUCAUUUACUUGUACAAUUGCUGUGGCAAGAACUGGUACAGUUAUUCUAUUCCUACUAACUCCUUAUUGAUUUUUGGCACACAAAAUGUUUGUACUCAUAUUUAUCAGAUUUCAUAUACCCAUGAGAGAAUGUUAAAGGUAGAGUAUAUUCUGUUAUGGAAGAGAGUCAUUUUAAUUUCUGUAAGAAAGUAAGAGCUUCAAAUGCAUAUUUGACUGGGAUGUUUCAACACCUUUCCAACAUUUGCCAUUCUAAUUUCAGUUAUUGUGUUCAAGGUUGUACAUAGAUAUAUAUAUACAUAAAUACAGAUAAUUAAGAUUGGUUAAUUGCUAGACAAUAUGACAGUAGAGUUUAUUUAUUUUUUAUAGUUUAUGUACUUUAAAGACUUCUCCACCAGAUGGGAAACAAUUCCUCACUUAUAAUGUUUUGCACAACAAUGCCUUGAAAUUUCUGCAGUUUUGUAAUGUUGGCUGGUUAGUAACACACUGUUUGUUUUAAGAGAUGACAAAUGCACAUACAUAGUGUUGCUGCUAAAGUGGAAUAACACUUGCUAUAGGCUUCUGCAUACUGAGCAACACAAACAUUAGUUCUGUUUUAAAACCAGCUGAUUGAAAUAAUUACAUGAAUUAAUUCUGUCUACAAAAAUUAAAUAAUGUAGUUGUAAUUACUAUAUUAAAUUAAUAUAAGCUAUAUCAGGUAAAGUAUAAAUAAAUUUUUCAUUUGUUAUGGUACUGUCUUUUAAAUUUAGUUGUGUUCAAAUGUGUUUUUUUUUUCAAAAUAUUGUGGUUUUACAAAGCAUCUGAAAUAACAUUUAGGAUUUGUAAAGUAUUUCUAACAAUGUUUCAGGUCUUAAUAGUCUCAGACAUCUGGUAUCUGCAUAAGAAAUAUUAACAUGACACUUCUGUUUGUCACACUUUCUUUUUGGCUGUGAAACUGGCAUUAUUCUCCUUACCUCUUGCCUGUUAAGUACAACUGACUUUGCUGCCUCUUGUUACAUCUAAUGUUCAGAUAUAAUGAGAAUUUUCAACAUCAACUUAUCAGUUAUGACAUCUCCUCUCUGUCUUCUUUAGGACAAAAUUUGCCUGUUAUUUAUGAUCUGUAGGUAUUACAAUGUCCCUUACUAAAUAUUAAAAAAAAGCACUUACAAUAAUUCUAUAUCCACAGCCCACAAAACCAGUGUUCUUAACUCAGAUGUAGCUGAAUUAGUGUCAUUUCAUACAUUUUUUUACAGGUACACUAAGAUCCAAACUCAAUUGUAAGAUUCACACAAAACAUGUAAUUUAUGAUAUUUGUAUUACCAGCUUAUAUAAAAGUUGAUUUACCACCAGUGACAACAACAUUCUGCAAUCGAAACAAGAAAUCUCAUACACAUGAAAUUAGUCAUCUAAAAGAAAGCCAAGCUUCAUAUAGCAAUAUGUAACACAACAGUUGUACAGGAAGAUAAUUUGUGAUAGCUCAGUGAAUCAUUACAGCAAAACAAAAACAAAUAAUACUUUAACACCUUAGUGCCUGUGCCUGGAAUCUGACUACAGUAAUCACUGUCAAUUAACAGGGUUAUUACUGAUCUCAACAUUAUAAAAUUUUCUGUAUUAAUUAAAAUUCAGUAUCAUAAUAUUUCACUGAUGAUUGUACAUCUUAACAUCAUAUUAAAAAAGCCUUAAAAUUGGUAAUAUUUGAAACACCAAGAAAAACUCCUUCCAUAAUGGAAAAAAAACAAUGCGCCCAGCAUAGUGAUGUGUUUUUUAAAUUUCACUUGAUCAUAAUGCAACACUUAAAGAUUUUUUUACUAAAGAGGAAAGGGUUUUAGAUGGAAAUGAGCUCCCAGACAAUAGAAUCAUAAUGGAAGUUAGUUCAUAAAUUGAAUAAAUUGUCACCUCAAACAAUAUGAAUGAAAAUAUCAUGAUAAGAGUAAGACUGAAUCUUACCAUUAUUUCAGUUUUCCUUGAGACAGGAGAUGUCACAUAGCUGAUACUCUUUUGACCACUGCCAUGAUGGUACUUAUCACAACUGUUCUUGUUAGUAUUCUACACUUUUUAUGGUUCUUUAUCAUUGCUUGACAGGUAUCAUUACAUGCAAAUAACUUCUGGUGUAAAAUUUCGACCAUAUUUUUCAUUGUCCAGCAGUUCACUUUUUUGUGACAACAGAGUUCUCAAGUGCCACUUCAAGACUAGAUGUUAUAAAAAGAAAUAAAGCCAUGUUGUGUAUUUGUUUUGUAUCAUUUCAACAAGAUUCAUUCAGUAAAGUGUAUUGAAAAAUUAUAGUUUUUACAAACAACCGAACCAAAUUUUCUUAAAUUUUUCCUGUAUAAUUGAUAAUAUAUUUAAAUUUUUUGUUAAAACUGAAAACGCAAUCCUGUCUUCUGCAAUAUAUAAUAAGCAACAGUACAGUUCAAUGCACACAUGUACUGUAUGGUCAGUCUGGUAGAUAAUUAUUUUUGUGUACCAUAAUUUGAUGAUUCAUCUUCUUCUGAAGUUAUUUGUAAUAAAAGCAACAUUAAACUCUCAUGCAACAGACUGUGGACAACAGACAUAACUGAAAAAGAACAAUGUAUGGGUGGUUUGUAAGUUAAUAAAUAGGUGUUCGAUCAUUGAUUAGAGUCAUAGGUACAAAAUGCACGUAAUUAUGCAUACUUCUGAAGCUUUGUUGGAGUUGGGAUACUACACUGUAUCAUGGUAUUUGCCAUUUCUCUGCUGAUACUAAGAUCCCUGAGUUCCAGCUCAUGAAAAAGAGCAAAUUGUAAGAACAGAAAUCACAAAUUUCAUUUCAAGAACAGAAAGACACAUUAUUUGAACAGUGUUAUGUUGAUUUGAAGGACCUUAUAGUUCACAUUUAAAAAAUUACAAAAUUACUUGUAAAUUAAAAACAGAUCAUCAUUAUUAACUGAUACAAUUGUUUUCACAGAAAUCACAAAUGAAAAGUUUAUUCUACUUUUGAGAAAAACUACGUUUUCCUUACUGUGAAAUGAAAUGUAAUUUCUGUGUUUGUUAAAAUGCUGUAAAAUUUUAUACCAGAGACAAAUGUGUAGAGCUUAAUAUAAACUAUCCAGCCAACUUAUUUAUUCGUGAUCAUUGUUAAAUGUUACUGUUAGAAUUUAAUUAGAAUAUGUAGCUUGUUAAAAUUACAGAAGAUUAAGAUGAAGGUUGUUAUUCUAUAACAGUUAAAACACAAAUGUAAAAAUAUAACUUGCCUUAUGACAUAUAUAUUGAAGAAGAUGGUAAUGCUGAUGAAAUAUACAUUUUUAUAAAAUUAUUGUGAUAUAUUAUUUCAGAAGCAAAGCCAUACAUAAAAGAAAUAUUUUGCAGGGUGGGGACGAUAUUGUAUUACAAAUGUAAGGGAUAUUAGUGGAAAAAAUUAUUCCUGACUGCUGGGCAACUGUUAAUGGAUAUGAAGUCAUAAAGAAAUAAAAGUAUAAGUUGCUGACAGUAAAGUGCUGAAUGUCUUGUUAAAGCUAAAUAUUUCGAUGAUUGUUAUAUUUCAUAUAAAAUAAUUUUAUAAAAAAAGCUGAUAUUAUUCAUUAUCAGACUGUAGUUACACAUAUAUUAUAAAUAUUUUCAUAGCUAUGUAUUUUAAAGCACUUGAAAGCUUUAACAGUUCCCACCCUCUUUGAAAAUUGGUUUAUACUUGUUGCUGCAUUCCUGUGUUUCAUCAAUACUGAGCACUGAUAUCACAACUUCAGUCAUCAUACUUCACUCAUUUUUGUUCUUAUUCCACUUCAACAGCAUAUUUAAUAUUGCUCUGUAUUCAUAUUUACAGAAAAUUCAGUCGAUAACAGCCUACAUCAGAUAAGUGAUUUUGUCCGAAAACUCCCUUGGAAGAAACUGUUUCAUUGGUAAUAACAAUGGUUCAGCAAAAUGUGGCAUACCUAUAUGUGGAACUUUAUUUCUAAGUAAACUGCAGUGUUAUCCAUUUUAUAUCAAAGAUAUAAAUGAAUAAUAUGUAUACAGACGUCAGCAGUCACUUUCUACACCUGAAAAUGUAGAGAGACUUGUUUUAACUAUUGUGUACUUCAUGUUUUUGUUUUAGCCUAAAAUAUACAAUUACUGAUAUGAAUUAUUUAAGAAGGCUACAUAAAGAGUGUGUUUAUUGUAAAUGUAACUAAAGUAUUGAAGAAAUGUAAAAUAUUUUGUAAAGAACGUUAUUCUCUCAGUAUAAAUUUUAAGAAUUCAGUUGACAAAUCUUUAACUGUGUAUGUACCUUCAGAGUUACUUUCUGUCUCUUACAUGUUUCUCCUCUGUAUAUGUAUAAUUAAUGUCAAUAUAUGGUUUAUGUUACACAUUUGAAAAUUUAUUAAAUCAGUUUUAUGUUUUUUGUGUUGCAUUAAAUCUCAGACCUCAAACAAUGAUGCUUUGGCAUUAAGAAAAGCAAAAAAUCAAACCAUGUCAGGAAAUUUAAAUUUAUGACAAACAUGGCUCAUGUAAUUUUUUAAUUAUCUAGACUUCUACGAGGCAGGUGAAUGAGUGUAAUAGCAAAGUUUUUCUUAUAGAAAGACUAUGAUUUAUGCAUUUAAAACUCUCUAAAAGAAAAAACAAAGUUUCCAUACAGUUAAUAAAUUUACAUUGUCGUGAUGGAAAUGUUUGAGAGAGAGAGAGAGAGAGAGAGAGAGAGAGGAAAAUAAAUGAAUAACAUGUAUUUGUAAUAUUGUACAGUAGUGGAUAACUUUUGCACUAUAAAUAUUCAGUGACAGUUAAUAACAUGAAGACAUGUACAGUUUGCAUAGAAUAUUGCAAAUGUUUU